This is a messenger RNA of Loa loa (African eye worm), 467 nucleotides long. RefSeq lists its product as hypothetical. The record is from RefSeq and is a predicted model, not a curated record. The annotation marks the transcript as partial. The transcript has 2 exons. Lineage: Eukaryota; Metazoa; Nematoda; Chromadorea; Rhabditida; Onchocercidae.
AUGUUUGAUGGUGAUGAUGACAAAAAUAGUAAAGAUGAUGAUACUGCUGAUGAUGCUGAUAUGGAGAAUGUGGAUGAGCGUGAAUCACUGGACAAUGAUGUGGACAAUGAGGAUCCCGGACAAACUGAAGAACAUCGAAAUGAUGGUAAUGAUAAUGAAAACAAAUCAGAGGACGAUAUGGAACAUGUUAUGAACGAGAAACUAGAUGAGGAUGACAAUCAAUCGAAUGAUGAUGUUGGUGAGGAAGCGAUAACAGAAGUGACUGAAAAAGAUGAAAAGGAGAUGCAAGGAGAUUCCCUGAACGAAACAAAUGAUGCUAAUCUGGAAGAGUUAAACAAAGAUGAUGAAGAAAUUCUGAAAGGCGGUGCCGGAGGAAUGGAUAGAGGAGCAAUGGAGGAUACAAUGGACAAAGAAUCUAUUUCAAAUCCGAACGUUGUGAAUGAGAACGAUGAGAAUAUGAAAGAGGA